CUAGUCCACUCGCAAGUUCGCAAACCCACAGGACCCGCAAUCCCCUGAACCCCUCCUGCGCCGCCGCCGCUGCCCACUUCGAGAGCUCCCAGCACCGCCGACAGACGCCGACCCGUCCUGUCCUCGUUUGAGCUCCAGGGUUGGGUUGGACCGGCGGAGGAGGACCAAGAUGGUGGCGAUUAGAGUUCCCAGGAGCAUGCGCGCCAAGCGCGAGCUCCUCAAGCACGCGCCCAAGCUCGUUGAGAAUGGCAAGAAGAUGCUUAUUCUCCAUGGUACAAAGACUAGUGCAGUUUUGAAUUCUGUGCUGGCAGAUAUUUUUCACCUCAAGCGUGAUCAUGCUGUGAAGUACACCAAGAAGAACGACAACAUCAGGCCAUUUGAGAGCGGGGGUGAAACUUCUCUGGAGUUCUUCUCCCUUAAAUCUGACUGCAGUCUUUUAGUGUAUGGUUCUCAUUCAAAGAAGAGGCCCAACAAUCUUGUUCUGGGAAGGACUUAUGAUCACCACAUAUACGACCUUGUUGAAGUAGGAGUUGAGAACUACAAAUCCAUAGAAUCAUAUGCAUAUGAUAAGAAGCUGGCACCAAAACUUGGGACAAAGCCUUUCUUUGCCUUCAUUGGGGAGCACUUUGAGAGUGUUGAAGAGCUGAAGCAUUUGAAGGAAAUGCUGCUUGAUCAUUUCAAAGGAGAGGUGGUAGAGAAUCUGAACCUUUCCGGUGUAGGUCGGAUAUUUGUUUGCACAGCAAUUUCUCCUACCACUGUCUACAUGAUGCACUGUGCUCUCCGUCUAAAAAGGUCAGGGACAUCUAUUCCUAGAAUGGAGCUGGUUGAAGUGGGGCCUUCAAUGGAUCUGGUAGUUAGACGGCACCGUUUUCCAGCUGAAAGUUUACAGAAAGAAGCUAUGAAGGCUCCUGGUCAUGCUAAGAAGAUGAAAAAUGUCACGAAGGAUCCAAUUGAGGGCAAGCUGGGCAGGGUCUACAUUCCAGAUCAGGAGCUUGGAAAAAUGACCUUAACAAACGACAUAAAGGGGCUGAAGCGGGAGCGCCGUGACGCCAAGAAAAAUAAGGAGCACUCAAAGAAGCAAAAGGUUAACAACCCUGAGUGAAAACAGUAGGCUACUCCGGGUAACUCUUCAGUGGCAGCUGUUGUAUUAAGCCAAUCUGAUGUAAGAUUGAGGCGUAAUGUUUUGACGGUAAGAUCGACCGGUAACUAGUCCAGUACCAUCUUCUAGGCUAUAAAAAAGGUUUGCAGCCUUGCAGGAAUCGACUUCCUCAUCAAUAUUGCGCCAGCCCAUCGAGCAGACAUAAGCAUGGAUCGUUUUUUUAGCAAGUAUUUUAUUUUACAAUUGUUGUUUGUUAGUCCUGAUGUUAGCCGAGCAGUGAUAGUUCCAUCCGUGUAAGCAAUGACAUGGUCAAAUUUGGCAAUCAAGCUUUUUCUGAAUCCGCA
Molecule: messenger RNA, 1443 nt
Organism: Brachypodium distachyon (stiff brome)
Lineage: Eukaryota; Viridiplantae; Streptophyta; Magnoliopsida; Poales; Poaceae
Product: ribosome production factor 2 homolog
Exons: 6
Coding region: 170-1102 (310 amino acids)
Biological process (GO): maturation of LSU-rRNA from tricistronic rRNA transcript (SSU-rRNA, 5.8S rRNA, LSU-rRNA); ribosomal large subunit assembly
Cellular component (GO): nucleolus
Molecular function (GO): rRNA binding
Source: RefSeq, a predicted model, not a curated record